AUGCCUCCUGGGCACCUUCCACUGGAGGUUUACAUAUCUGAUCUGGCCUGGAAACGCAUCGGGAUCCGUCAGGAAGAGCUGGAAAUCGUGGCUGAGAAGAGGGAUUGCCUGACGUCUAUCGGUGAUCAGGUGCCAGUGGAGACCUGGACUGGGUGCCAGUGGAGACCUGGACUGGGUGCCAGUGGAGACCUGGACUGGGUGUCAGUGGAGACCUGGACUGGGUGCCAGUGGAGACCUGGUAUGGGUGCCAGGGGAGACCUGGACUGGGUGCCAGUGGAGACCUGGCAGUUCGGCUUCUUGGAGGAAACUGGUGGGGCACCUCCCAACUUUGUCAACUCGGUGCUCACCUUUCACGACAAGCAAACAUGGAUCAGCCAGAGGCACGAGCCUGCAAACAGAAACGGAAUAGCCACACUGCUCCUGCAGCAGCAGCUCGUAUACGGCGCCUGGGCCAGGACACGUGGUGGGAACGCCGUCCGUGGCCUGCUGAGCCAAAAGACACGACCUUGUGCCGAUCUUUGCUUCCAGUCUCGCAGCUCCCCAGCCCGGCGCUCGCACUCGGUCACACACUGCGUUGACCUCUGCCUCUUGCAGCCUGGACUCCAAGCUGGCAGAGACCGACCCUUCCUGAGGACAGAGGGGAACUCUCCUUCAAAUAGCCCAAGCGAUGUGUCUCCUCUCCAUUUCCCAUUCACAGGAACAGAGAUGCCCUGCGAGGACUUCAGCCCCUCGGCCUCCGCACCCUCCUCAGUUCAUGAGCUCAGGCCAGCAGACAUCAACGUGGUGGCUGCUGUGGGAGACUCUCUGACAACAGGGACAGGUAUCGCAGCCAACAACAUCCUGGAAGUCUUGCGUGAGUACAGGGGUUUGUCCUGGAGCAUCGGUGGAGAUGACAACCUCACCACUGUCACCACUCUGUCCAACAUCUUGAAGUAUUAUAACGGCAACCUGACGGGCUUCUCUGUUGGUUUGGGCAAAGAGCAGACUCCUCAGGCUUUUCUCAACCAGGCUGUGGGAGGAGCCAAAAGCGGGGACAUACCAUCACAGGUUCGAACCCUGGUGGCGAGGAUGAAGAGCGACUCUAGAAUCAAUUUUGAAUCUGAUUGGAAAGUGAUCACGUUGCUCGUGGGUGCAAACGACAUCUGUGACCACUGCUAUAACUCUCUGCUCUAUUCUGCAGAGAAUUAUGUUCAGAAUGUCCGUGAGAGUCUGGAUUAUCUGCACAAACAGGUCCCUCGAGCUCUGGUGAACCUGAUGGAGCCUCUGCACAUGCUCCACCUGAGAGAAUUGCACAUGGACCCUUCACUUAAAUGUCCAACUUUCCUCGCGAAAAUUAUUUGCCCCUGCGUUGUUUUGCCAAAGUCCAACUCUAAAUAUCUCCAGAUGUUGGAGGAAACCAGCAGAAUGUAUCAGCGUUCGCUCCAUGAGCUCGUGGAGUCCGGCCGCUACGACACUCGCUCAGACUUCACUGUGGUCAUCCAGCCUUUCCUCAGGGAUAUCAUUCUGCCCAGACUGCCGGGUGGCCGUCCUGAUCGCUCCUUCUUCAGUCCCGACUGCUUCCACCUCAGUCAGAAGAGCCACACGCUGUUAGCUCGCUCCCUUUGGAACAACAUGCUGGAACCUCUGGGCAACAAAACUUCCGAACAGGAUUUUACUGCAGAGAUUAACCUGAAAUGUCCAGCCAAGACUUCACCGUAUAUUCGCACCUUUAACAACAGCGAUUACAGAUACACUGGUCCCCCCCCAACACCUGGACCCAUAACAGUAAGCACCCCCCGUCGGAGGAGAGGACAGGAAUGA
Molecule: messenger RNA, 1800 nt
Organism: Limanda limanda (common dab)
Lineage: Eukaryota; Metazoa; Chordata; Actinopteri; Pleuronectiformes; Pleuronectidae
Product: phospholipase B1, membrane-associated
Exons: 20
Coding region: 1-1800 (599 amino acids)
Biological process (GO): phospholipid metabolic process
Cellular component (GO): brush border membrane
Molecular function (GO): phosphatidylcholine lysophospholipase A1 activity; A2-type glycerophospholipase activity; retinyl-palmitate esterase activity
Source: RefSeq, a predicted model, not a curated record